AUGUUUGGCUCAUUUGGACUCAAAUUCAAGAUAGGAAUUGGGUUGAUAUCAUUAUAUACAUCAUUUGAAGUAUAUCUACAUUUAAGAACAUAUUACCUCAUAGAAUCCAGAAAAAAUGAAUAUCAAAAAUUAAAAAUUACAGGUAACAGUAACGACCUUGAUUAUAGGAAAUUCAAAUCUUCAACUAUUGCAGGAAUGUUUGUAAAUCCAUUUGAAGAAUAUAGACCACAAACUGCAUUUGAAUUUUUAUUAGUCAGAAUUAUGGAGCUUUGUGAAUCAAUAUAUGGUAAUGCAUUUGAGAAACAUAAAAAAUUACCAAAUCCUCAUAAUGGACAUAUUGAAAUUGAAGAUGAAUUAAAAUCUUUUAAACCGGAUUUGGAAAGAUAUAGAAAUAAUUCAAAAAUUUUACAAGAAUGUCUUAAGACGAAUAAUUUUCAAUCAUUAUUUAAUUCUAAAGGUUGGUUUUUGAAAACUGAUAUAAGUAUACAUCAACAAUUAUUAUUCACUUGGUUGGGUCAAUCAUGUACAUUAUUUCAAAUAUCAGGUAUUAACUUUUUAACAGAUCCAAUAAUAAGUAAUCAUUUAAUUACUCCAAAUUUUGGACCAAAAAGAUUAACAAAAUCACCAUUAGAUUUAGAAGAUAUUAAAUACGCAACAAAUAACAAAUUAGAUUUUAUUUUGGUUUCUCAUGAUCAUCCAGAUCAUUUGGAAAUGGAUUUGGUUAGUAAAAUUAGAAAUGAUAGUACUUGGAUAGUACCGUUGGGAUUAAAACAAAAAUUUGCUCGUCGAGGAAUUCAUAAAGUAAUAGAAUUAGAUUGGUGGGAUAAAUUAGAUAUAACAAAAUAUAUAACAACCGACAAAAAUUUUCCUGAUAAAUAUGAAAUUGAAUGUGUCCCAUCAAUGCAUUGGUCAGGAAGACAUGUAAUAGAUUCAAAUACUUCCCUUUGGUGUUCAUUUAUUUUAAAACGUAAUGGUGAAUCCUUGAUUUAUCAUGCUGGUGAUACUGGUUAUCUGAAAGAAUUAUUUGAUAUCAUUGGAAGAAGAAGUGGUCCAAUAACUUUAGCAUUAUUACCCAUUGGUCAAUAUUGUCCAAGUUGGCAUCAAAAACCAAGACAUAUUUCUCCAGAAGAAGCUUUAAAAAUAUGUGAUCAAGUUUCUGCUAAAUUUAUGAAAGGAAUACAUUGGGGAACUUUCAAAUUAAGUGGUGAACCUAUACUAGAACCAAAAAAUUUGUUAGCUGGUUUAACAAAAAAUUUGGGGAAAUCUGAUGUAUAUAAAGUACCUGAAUUUGGUUUAACUUAUUUAUAUGAUUUAAAUAAGGAUAAAGAAAUUGAAUUGCAUUUAUAG
Messenger RNA from Lodderomyces jiufengensis, 1347 nucleotides. RefSeq names its product N-acetylphosphatidylethanolamine-hydrolyzing phospholipase D. Lineage: Eukaryota; Fungi; Ascomycota; Pichiomycetes; Serinales; Debaryomycetaceae. The record is from RefSeq and is a predicted model, not a curated record. Gene Ontology annotation, cellular component: cytoplasm; membrane-bounded organelle. Gene Ontology annotation, biological process: N-acylphosphatidylethanolamine metabolic process; N-acylethanolamine metabolic process. The transcript has a single exon. Gene Ontology annotation, molecular function: N-acylphosphatidylethanolamine-specific phospholipase D activity; zinc ion binding. The coding region runs from base 1 to 1347 and encodes 448 amino acids.